Molecule: messenger RNA, 390 nt
Organism: Nannizzia gypsea CBS 118893
Lineage: Eukaryota; Fungi; Ascomycota; Eurotiomycetes; Onygenales; Arthrodermataceae
Exons: 5
Coding region: 1-390 (129 amino acids)
Source: RefSeq, a predicted model, not a curated record
AUGAAGUUCCAGGCUGUUCUUGUCUUCUUCGCCGGCGCCUUGCUCUCGCCGCUCCUAUUGAAGAGAAGCGAGGCCUCCCCGUUGUUGGAACUGCUGGUAUCAGCACACUGCUUGCAAACCAUCAUAACCGAUAAGGUUGCACCAUCUACCGGCCUUCAGAAUCUACCAGCUGCAGGCCUUGUUCAGGGCCUACCCAUAGCUGGAGGCCUCCUUGGAGGCGGCGUGAACCGUAUCGUGAGUGGCUUCGCUGGAGAAGCCAUGGACCCCGAGGCUCCCCUUCUUGUUAUACCUUUUCUAGUGUCUAUGGUGAAUUGCUUGAACGUUGUGCAAUACGGAAACCACCAAUUCGAGGUUCAGGCUUUGGGUUUCCGUGAGUGGCUUUUCCGAUAA